AUGGGAAACGUCGUGUGUUGGUUGACGCAGUGCUGGUACCCCCGAGAACAGGUGUUCUGGGUGGCCGUGUGUGCUACAACAGUGCACACGCCAUCCGGUCCGCGACAUCACGACUGCCACUUUACGAGAGGCAGCAGUACCUUGAGUGGCACGACCCCCUUCCUAGUCGAACCGCGCUGUUGGAAGCUGCAGUGGCGAAUGCGCUCGACUGGAGCGAAGUUGGAGAUAGUCAAGCUCUACGUGCCAGCUGUAAACCGAUUCAAGGCGAAUUGGCGCGGGAAGACGCCACUUGACGUAGCGAGAAGCAGGUUCUCGGAAGAGGGUGAACAAGAAAGAGAAGGCGGUGAAGCGGGAGCGUGUGCCAGGUGUGUUGACGUUAUGGAAAAGAUGCUCUGCGUGUACAGUGGCGUGUUGUACGAAAAUACUGAUAAUGUGCUGUCGCUAGUGUCGGGUAUUUCGUCGCUCAACUCAUGGACGAGACGGUUUUGUCUUGUGUUGGAACGUGGACAUCCAAGUGUACUCGAGCCCGCCCUCUUUAGCAUCAAGGACGAUGGCAGUAUGCGUCCUGUGUGCCCAACGUCUGUGAUGCUAUGCAAUGUCGCUCCUGGAAUGAAGGCCGUUCGCGACCCGAGAUGCAAGGUGAUCGACUGA
Molecule: messenger RNA, 651 nt
Organism: Peronospora matthiolae
Lineage: Eukaryota; Oomycota; Peronosporomycetes; Peronosporales; Peronosporaceae
Source: the annotation of a GenBank genome assembly